UUUCAUAAUUUAUUUCACAUCUGAACUCGGCACUGAACAUAACGAAAUAUGCGCAAAAUAAUAAAUAAAAAACACUGGAGAUGGAACAAGCAAAAAUCAAGUCACGAUUAACAAAAACAAACCAGCUAAAACACGAGAGAUUAACAUGGUCAGAUUAAAAAAUAAAGUCAGAAAAAGGAGCUCACGGAUCAAAACCAUAAAUCAUGCUCAUUAUAUCCGAACCGGAUUAUUUUUUACCGAAGGAAAUGUUCAAAAAAGCAUCAAAAGGCUAUAGGGAAGCGCCAUUUUGUGAGGGUACCGUCGAUCGGGGCGGAAAAACAGUAAGGUGGCGACCAAUAGAAUCAGUCGCUUUCAAAAGGCGUUCUAAAAUCCAACCAAUAAGCGAAAAGGUCGAUCCACUCAUGCGCUCUGGCGUCGAUCCAUAGAAUUAUAGAUAUAGCACGGCAGUGUGGGCUUGGCCGCUGCCGCGACAGGACGCGCAUGUCCGUACAAAAACAUUUUUGUAAAAAAAAAUAUGUCGAAGUGCCUCAAAAAUUAAAACUAGUGAAUACUAUUUUGGUGUAUUAAGUUAUUUCAACCUUAGUGUUUGGUCUUUUUAAGUGUCCACCUGACAAUAAUAGCGCUUAACUAUAGUCUUAUAAGGCGUCAAGAUUGCUAAGAAGAAGGUAAAACGUUGUCGCACGGAGUUGGCGGUGAGCGAGGGCGUGAUGGUGAUGGCAAGCGGCGGCGGCGGGCUGGUGCAGUCCCCGCCCGACAUGCUGCAUCACCACAACCUCAUGGACACCUCAAGCCACGUAGAGAUGAUGCCCAAAAAGCUCCGGCUGUCGUUAUGCGUCGGGUGCGGCGGGCAGAUCCACGACCAGUACAUCCUCAGGGUGGCACCCGACCUGGAGUGGCACGCCGCCUGCCUCAAGUGCCAGGAGUGCCGCCAGUUCCUCGACGAGAGCUGCACGUGCUUCGUCAGGGACGGGAAGACCUACUGCAAGCGGGACUAUACUAGGUUAUUCGGUACAAAGUGCGACAAGUGCGGGUCGUCUUUUAGCAAGAACGACUUCGUAAUGCGAGCCAAGACGAAAAUCUACCACAUCGACUGCUUUCGCUGUUGCGCCUGCGCGAGGCAACUAAUACCUGGAGACGAAUUCGCGUUGAGAGAAGGCGGUGCUUUAUAUUGUAGAGAAGACCACGAUGUUUUAGAAAAGACUGCCAACACGAGCAGCGGCAGCGGCGCCGAGAGCAACAACAACACCACCCUUAGCAACAACAACUCACACCAUCCGCACGAAUUGGGCUCUAUGUCUGAUUCUGGCAGUGAGUCAGGGUCCCACAAAAGCGGCAGGGCGCGGACUACCGCUGCAGCAGAUGGAAAACCGACGAGAGUUCGCACUGUACUUAAUGAAAAACAACUACAUACGCUUAGAACUUGUUACGCGGCUAACCCACGCCCCGAUGCUCUGAUGAAGGAACAGUUAGUGGAAAUGACUGGACUCAGUCCCAGAGUUAUAAGAGUCUGGUUCCAGAACAAGCGUUGUAAAGAUAAGAAAAAAACUAUACAGUUGAAAAUGCAGAUGCAGCAGGAGAAGGUGGAAGGCCGCCGCAUGGGGUACAUGUCGAUGGGCGUACCGCUCGUAGCGGGCUCGCCGGUGCGGCACGAGCCGGCGGGCAGCCUGGCGCUGGAGGUGACGGCGUAUCAGCCGCCCUGGAAAGCGUUGUCGGACUUCGCACUACACGCGGACUUAGAUCGCGCGCCGCAUCACAGCGCGGCUUUUCAGCAGCUUGUAAACCAGAUGCAUGGUUACGACGUACCAUCGCUGCCCCCUCCACGGCCGCCUCACAGUGAAGACAACUACGUGACCUACCUCGAGAGUGAUGACAGCUUGCCGCCUUCACCCUAGUGCUCCCUAACGUAAUGGCCGCAAGGCCCGAAAAUCAGUGCUGUCUGACUGAAAAUAAACAGUGCGUUGUACAGGAAAAAUAUUCGCAAAUAGCAUGACAUUAGAUUAAAUGUUAACGGCGCCGAUCAAGCAUUCGUUGGAUACCUAUCACUGUGUUUUCACUUCAGUCAGGCUUAAAUUUCAAUGGACUUUAAAAUUGGAAUACACAAGAAAUCAUACAAUUAGCGUUAAAUUUUCGUCUUUUUUUAUGGAAAUUGAAUGUAGGGGAUAGUGCAAGAUUAAUGAUGUACCUAUUCAUUUUUAUAUUCGUGGUUUGAUAAGUUAUUGAUUUUAAAA
Molecule: messenger RNA, 2228 nt
Organism: Cydia amplana
Lineage: Eukaryota; Metazoa; Arthropoda; Insecta; Lepidoptera; Tortricidae
Gene: tup
Product: insulin gene enhancer protein ISL-1
Exons: 9
Coding region: 708-1892 (394 amino acids)
Biological process (GO): positive regulation of transcription by RNA polymerase II; axonogenesis; neuron fate specification
Molecular function (GO): DNA-binding transcription factor activity, RNA polymerase II-specific; DNA binding
Source: RefSeq, a predicted model, not a curated record